GUCACUGUCGUUUCAGCCAGGCGGCGGAGCGGACGGACGUGCCUGGUGCCCCGGGGAGGGGCGCCACCAGGGUAAGAAGAGGGCGAGGAGGUGGAGGUGGAGAGGAAGAGACGUCCUCCCUGUCUGAGACCUCUCGAGGCUCUGACCCCAGAGGCUAGGGGACUGACAAGUUCCUUCACCUCGGCUGCCUGAAGAGCCCACGACCCUGGAGGGCCCUGAGCCCACGGCACCAGGGGCCCCAGCACCGCCCCAGUGGCCUAAAGCGACAGUCUCAGGGACCACUGCAAGGUUUCCAGUUGCCUAGACAACGAACCCAGGGUCAGAGCAACAACCUUUCCAGCCACCUGCCUGGACUGCUGCCUCAGGCACCAGUCCCAACCCCGUGCGUCCAGCCCAGGUGAUAUGCCGGUGCUCUCCACCCCCCAGCCCUCGCGGGUGACCACGCUGAAGCGCACAGCUGUGGUCCUGGCCCUCACGGCCUAUGGAGCCCACAAAAUCUACCCCCUGGUGCGGCAGUGCCUGGCUCCAGCCAGGGGCCCCCAGGUGCCAGCAGGGGAGUCCACACAGGAGGUGUCCGGCGCCACAGCAGCCGUCGCAGCCAAGGCCGGUGUGAACCGGGUGUUCUUGCAGCGACUCUUGUGGCUCCUGCGGCUACUCUUCCCCAAGAUCCUCUGCCGGGAGACGGGGCUGCUGGCACUGCACUCAGCCACCCUGGUGAGCCGGACUUUCUUGUCAGUAUAUGUGGCCCGCCUGGACGGCCGGCUGGCCCGCUGCAUCGUGCGCAAGGACCCACAGGCCUUUGGCUGGCAGCUCUUACAGUGGCUUCUCAUCGCCCUCCCUGCCACCUUCAUCAACAGUGCCAUCCGCUACCUGGAGGGUCAGCUGGCCCUGUCUUUUCGCAGCCGUCUAGUGGCCCACGCCUACAGCCUCUACUUCUCCCAGCAGACCUACUACCGAGUCAGCAACAUGGACGGGCGGCUUCGCAACCCUGACCAGUCCCUGACGGAGGAUGUCGUGGCCUUUGCUGCCUCUGUGGCCCACCUCUACUCCAACCUGACCAAGCCGCUCCUGGAUGUGGCCGUGACCGCCUACACCCUGCUUCGAGCAGCCCGCUCCCGCGGGGCCGGCACAGCCUGGCCCUCGGCCAUUGCUGGCCUCGUGGUCUUCCUCACAGCCAACGUGCUGCGAGCCUUCUCACCCAAGUUUGGGGAGCUGGUGGCAGAGGAGGCACGGCGGAAAGGGGAGCUACGCUACAUGCACUCUCGAGUGGUGGCCAACUCAGAGGAGAUCGCCUUCUAUGGGGGCCACGAGUGGCCCUGCCAGUGUGGUCCAAAUUCCAAACCUCUUGCUACCUCCAGGCUGUGUGAGCUUGGGCAGGUCACUUUGCCUCUCUGGGCUUCAGAGGCCUCCUGUACAACGGACACGAGAGUACACGUGCAACGGGACGUGGUGGAGCUGGCCCUACUGCAGCACUCCUACCAGGACCUGGCUUCGCAGAUCAACCUCAUCCUUCUAGAACGCCUGUGGUAUGUCAUGCUGGAGCAGUUCCUCAUGAAGUAUGUGUGGAGCGCCUCAGGCCUGCUUAUGGUGGCCGUCCCCAUAAUCACCGCCACUGGCUACUCAGAGGCAGACUCAGAGGCCUUGAAGAAGGCAGCCUCAGAGAUGAGGGAGGAGGAACUGGUGAGCGAGCGCACAGAAGCUUUCACCAUAGCCCGCAACCUCCUCACAGCUGCUGCUGAUGCCAUUGAGCGGAUCAUGUCAUCCUACAAGGAGGUGACAGAGCUGGCCGGCUACACAGCCCGGGUACAUGAGAUGUUCCAGGUAUUCGAAGAUGUCCGGCACUGCCGUUUCAAGCGGCCUGGGGAGCCCGAGGACACUCAGGCAGGGCCCGGAGCCAUGGUAAAGUCUGGUGUCCGUGUGGAGGGACCCUUGCAGAUCCGAGGCCGAGUGGUGGAUGUGGAGCAGGGAAUUGUUUGUGAGAACAUCCCCAUCAUCACACCCGCAGGAGAGGUGGUGGUGGCCAGCCUCAACAUCAGGGUGGAGGAGGGCAUGCACCUGCUCAUCACGGGGCCCAACGGCUGCGGCAAGAGCUCUCUGUUCCGGAUCCUUGGGGGGCUCUGGCCCACGUACGGUGGCGUGCUCUACAAGCCCCCGCCACAGCGCAUGUUCUACAUUCCUCAGAGGCCCUACAUGUCCGUGGGCUCCUUGCGCGACCAGGUGAUCUACCCAGACUCGGUGGAGGACAUGCGAAGGAAGGGCUAUUCAGAGCAGCACCUGGAAGCCAUUCUGGACAUCGUGCACCUGAACCACAUCCUGCAGCGGGAAGGAGGUUGGGAGGCCACAUGUGACUGGAAGGACGUUCUGUCGGGGGGCGAGAAGCAGAGAAUCGGCAUGGCCCGCAUGUUCUACCACAGGCCCAAGUAUGCCCUCCUGGAUGAAUGUACCAGUGCUGUGAGCAUUGACGUGGAAGGCAAGAUCUUCCAGGCAGCCAAGGAUGCAGGCAUUGCCCUGCUUUCCAUCACCCACCGACCCUCCCUAUGGAAGUACCACACACACUUGCUACAGUUCGAUGGGGAGGGCGGCUGGAAGUUCGAGAAGCUUGACUCGGCCGCCCGCCUGAGCCUGACCGAGGAGAAGCAGCGGCUUGAGCAGCAGCUGGCAGGCAUUCCCAAGAUGCAGCGGCGCCUCCAGGAGCUCUGCCAGAUCCUGGGCCAAGGCCUCCAGGGCGCCACCACCUGACAGAGGGCCGCGGCUUGGCUCUCAGCCCUUGCCCCUCCCCAAGCCCUCGGAUCACAUGAAGGACACAGCAGCGCCUGCCCACUCACCCCCACACCCAGCAUGCCUUUCCCUCCUCCGAGGCCUCCUGGCCACCGGCCUUCCCUGCCUAGAGGACUGCCAGCAACUCCGAGUGCCCCUCCAUGUCCCCGCCUUCUGGCAAGUAGACAUGGAGGGUCCUCCCCUGCUGCCUGCCCCACCCCUGCCCCUUUCCCUGCCCCACUGUGACUGUGACCUGGGCAGGGUGGCUGAGUCCUUUCUUCUCUUUGGGGAGGGGGCGAGGGGAGGGGGUGAGCCCCAGCUCACACUGCCAGCCAGUCUGGGCCAAGCCUCCGCAUUUGUGCGGCAUCUCCCUCCUGAGACAAGUCCCCCAUUAUCCCCUCCUCUUCCGUCCCUUGGAGACCUCAUGGUCCAUCCCUGUAUUGCCACCACCCAAGUGGCCCGCAGAGGCUCCCGUCCCAUGGGACGCCCUUCCUGCCAUAGAAACAGCCAAACGGGACCCACGGCCAGACAGGGCCCAUCAUCUGCGCCCCUUCUGCCCGCCAGGAGAAAGACUUGUGCAGCGUUUCCUAGCGAACGAUGAUAAGAAUGUUGUCCCUGUCCCUCUCGGUCCCCAGCCUUCUCUCCUUCUUCAAGCUAAUUUAUUGGAUACCUAUUAGCAGCCAUCUGGAUUCCCAAUGUGAGCACCCGCCAGCAGGGGAGGCGGCCCGGGUUGCGGUCCUUCCACGGGUGGCCCAGCCUCUCAAGCAGCCCCCAGCCGGCCGUCGCCCCACCAGUCUACACUGCCAGCUGCCACGGGGGACGGGGGUUGGGCAGGCCAACCGAAGCGAGAGAUGGAUGCUGGCACUGCCAGGCGUGAGGGCACCGGUGUUCCCAGCUCAGUGCCAAAGACGGGUCAGCUGGGGGAGCUGUCUCUGCAAAGCCAGCCCCCAUAGGGGAGGGAGACCCCACCGCCGCCGCAGUGCCUUUCCGGGCCCCCAGCCCUCGGGCCAGGGAGCCUCCCUCAGUCGCUCAGUAAAAACCUCUGUGG
Molecule: messenger RNA, 3805 nt
Organism: Equus quagga
Lineage: Eukaryota; Metazoa; Chordata; Mammalia; Perissodactyla; Equidae
Gene: ABCD1
Product: ATP binding cassette subfamily D member 1
Exons: 11
Coding region: 403-2739 (778 amino acids)
Biological process (GO): long-chain fatty acid import into peroxisome; fatty acid beta-oxidation; very long-chain fatty acid catabolic process
Cellular component (GO): peroxisome; peroxisomal membrane
Molecular function (GO): ATP binding; ATP hydrolysis activity; long-chain fatty acid transmembrane transporter activity
Source: RefSeq, a predicted model, not a curated record